CAUUUCAAGCAUUUGCCCGAGUAUUCGUUGGCGAUAUGUAGAGAGUGCAGGCACGGUGUUUUACCCAGCCAGGUGCCACAUCAUUUACAGCGGCAUCACCGGGUUCACCGUAAGGAAGCCGACUCCAUAGCGGAAGAGGUGGGUAGGUGGGCCGGCUUGAUCCAGUAUGCGAGCCAGCUCGAGGUGCCCUGUGAGGCCGUCGAUCCCACCGGCCAGUUACCUGUG
Molecule: messenger RNA, 225 nt
Organism: Paraphaeosphaeria sporulosa
Lineage: Eukaryota; Fungi; Ascomycota; Dothideomycetes; Pleosporales; Didymosphaeriaceae
Exons: 1
Source: RefSeq, a predicted model, not a curated record